This is a messenger RNA of Thyridium curvatum, 1887 nucleotides long. RefSeq lists its product as uncharacterized. Gene Ontology annotation, biological process: transmembrane transport. Bases 1 to 1887 code for a protein of 628 amino acids. Gene Ontology annotation, molecular function: transmembrane transporter activity. The record is from RefSeq and is a predicted model, not a curated record. Lineage: Eukaryota; Fungi; Ascomycota; Sordariomycetes; Thyridiales; Thyridiaceae. The transcript has a single exon.
AUGAAGGGGAGAUCUCACGUCAGUCUAAAAGAAACCCAGGGAGUCAACGUUGCGCAUCUCUACAAUGACCGAGGAGUGGCUCGAGAUUGGUCACCACAACGGAAACGAUGUGUUGCGACUGUGGCCUGCAUCAGCACGGCCAUGAUCGGGGUGCUCAUUGGUAUCUAUGCUGGGCUUGUGCCAGCUCUUCAAUAUUACAUCGGAGACGACAAGCAUUACACAAUCCUCGGCAACGUCUUCUUCUACCUCGGGCUGGCAGUCACCACAUUGUUAUUUUGGCCCCUGCCCUUGCUCCACGGCCGCAAGCCUUACAUCCUUACCAGCCUGAUCCUCGCAAUGCCGCUGCUCUACCCACAGGCCAUCUCUGUGGCCGAAAUACGAUCCCCUUUCGUGCACACCUGGAGAUGGUGUCUCUUGGGGUCCAGGGCUUUCAUGGGCUUGGUGCUUGGCUUCGCGAGCAUGAACUUUCACUCCAUCUUGACCGAUCUCUUUGGCGCUUCUCUGAUGAGUUCAUAUCCCCACCAGGAGUUGGCGGACAAGUAUGAUGUGAGACGGCACGGCGGCGGAAUGGGCGUGUGGCUAGGUAUCUGGACUUGGUGCUUCAUGGGCUCUCUCGCUGUUGGGUUCUUCAUCGGAGCAGCCAUCAUCAACACACAGCACCCCUCCUGGGGCUUCUACGUCAGCAUUAUCAUUCUCGCAUUUGUCAUGGUGCUCAAUGUCGUUUGUCCAGAGACAAGGCCAUCGGCGUACAGAAGAUCAGUGAUGGAGGUAAGAGACGGGGACGAGAUCUCGACACGUAUUGCCCGCGGGGAGGUCAUGAUGCAUCGCGUCAAGACUGGACCGAGGUGGUGGGGAGAGGAGGUCUACCACGGUCUGAGACUCUCGGUGGAGAUGAUCUCUCAGCCUGGAUUUGCGGCCGUGGCUCUCUAUUUUGGCUGGACGUAUUGCCAAUUCGUUCUGAUCAUCAUCUUACUUGGGUCGUUGACCUCGCGGUACUACUCACUACGCUCUUCCCUCGUCGGACUCUGUGUUGCAGGGGUGGCGGUGGGUGCGCUCGUUGGCGUGCCGUUUCAAAAGGCAAACAUCUUCUCCAGAGCUCGAUAUCGACAGAAAGAUUUGGCUCACCAAUCACGCGCGAGGAGAGUGGCCUGGACAUCGCACCUUCUUCGCCGUACAGUCUUUACGGCCUUGCUGCCGUUGAUGAGCAUGGCCUACUCUCUGGCGUCCCGAGGCACUUCUACCCCUAUUGUCAUCCCUGUGGCUCUGGCCGCCGUCAUCGGUUUCCUCUCCUGUCUCGCCGUGGCGGAAUGCAACGGACUCAUCAUGGAGACGUUUGACUGUUCCGACCUGCAGCCUGCAACGAGCCGGCGCAGGCGUACUGGUUCGCCCAAGCGCUUGAGGAGGAACUUCUCUUCUUUUCCUCGUGUCACGGCCGGCUUCGCCAUCAGCCACGCAAUUGCGUUCAUACUCGCCGCUGGGACGACUGGUGUUGGCGGCCUUGUCCGACGCAGGCUCGGUCAGCAAGCUGCCACGGGCGUAGGCUCGGGCAUCUUGGUCGCACUGACGGCUCUGUUCUCUGCCGUCCUCGUCCGGUUCAAGACGGUGCAGGUUGUCCCCGAGACGGAGACGUCCAAGAUGGAGAAGUGGGACGAGGUCCGCCGGCACAGCCUGCGCCGACGUUCGGCCGCCCGCUCGGAGGGCGGUGGACGCACAGCUGGGGAUGACUUGCAGGGGGCGCUGCAGGAUGCAGAACCUUGGCGGCCGCCGCUGGUCCUCGGCAGCCCAACACACCCGACGCGGCGGAUGAACCUGCUGGAGCUCGGGUCGAUGACUCGGUGGAGCGAGAUCCGGCGCAAGAACAGGGUGAUCGAUGAAUGGAGCAACUAA